Sphaeramia orbicularis (orbiculate cardinalfish) is the source of this 2292-nucleotide messenger RNA. Its product is annotated as zinc finger protein Dzip1. The transcript has 16 exons. NCBI's taxonomy places the organism in Eukaryota, Metazoa, Chordata, Actinopteri, Kurtiformes, Apogonidae. The record is from RefSeq and is a predicted model, not a curated record. The coding region runs from base 1 to 1761 and encodes 586 amino acids.
AUGCAGGUGAAAGCAGAUCUGCAACAGAAAGCCCAGCUGCAGUUGGAGAGGACUGAUCAAAGUUCAGAGGUAAAUGACCAACUAACAUGUGAACUUGAAAAAAUCAAGCAGAGUCUGGAAAAAUCACAGUCUGAACUACAAGAACGAACAGCAGAGACAGUCAAAAAAUCUGAUCAAAUCACAGCUCUGGAGGCAGAACGCACUCAACUGAUCCAAGAAAAAGAAGAGCUGCUGAGCAAAAUCACUGCAGAUGGACACAAGGAGCUGACUGAUCUAAAAGAAAAAUACAGCCAGCUCAGGAAAUCUUCUGAAUCUUUAGAAUUAGAAAACCACAAACUGAAGGAUCGUUGCUUUCUGUUGGAGUCUGAGGUCUUUGAGAAGGAGGAGAAGCUACAACUACAAGAGGAAAAGUAUCAGGAAAAAGAUGCAGGAAGAGUCCGAAGCAUUGAAGAGCUACAAGCUGUGGCUUUACACUGGACCGAGAAAUGGCAGAGGGUGGCUUUGACACUGCAGUCCACACAAGCAGAACUAGAAGAACUCAAAAAGAGAAACUCCAAACAUGAAAUCCAAAGAGAUGUGCAUGUGGCAGCUGAGAUAGAAAAACUCAAGAAAGAGGCCCAAAAAGACAAAGAAGAAAUUGAGAAGCUGCUGCAAUACAAAGCAACUAUGGAGACACUGCUAACCAGAAACAAGAAAGAAUCUGACUCACUGCUGAGGCUUGAGCUUGACGCCUGCAAACAGGAGCUGGAGCUGGAGAAGAGCAGGAGUCACACGCUGUUUCACAGAAAUAAAGGCGUCGAAUCUGUGCUGACUCAGGACAAGGAGACAGUGACAGACUUCAGCACAUUACCAUCGACAGCAGGGUCAUCACUGUUUUGGGAGACACCUUUAGAUUCCCACAGCAGCCACAACAAAUCCCCUCAGGUCACCGGAAAUUGUCAAGAUAAUGACCACCAAACAGAUUCACAGGCUGCAGAGUGUCUGAAAGCCCAAUUAGAAGAAAGCAAGAGGAUAACAAACCAGUUGCAACAGGAGAAAAUACUCGCCAUACACAGGCUUCAGACUCUUAAACAGCUGUACUCGGUUAAAGAUGAGAGACCAUCUAUGGAAGGCAGGAAAGAUAAACCUGUUGCUCCACAUAAUUCAGACACAGACCAACAGAGGAGGAUGGUCACUGAGCAGUUAAAGAGUCUGUUUAAGGAGCGAGGAGUGAAUGAAAUGGGAACGACUAAUGAUGGAUCAGGAAGCAUCUCACAGGCAGACUGGACUCAAACACCUAAAGGCAUAAAGACUGCACUGGACAGAAGGAACUGGCAUCAGGGCUCAGGUUUGAUGCCAGUGUUUGAAGAGGAGGAGGAGGAGGAGGAGGAGGAGGAGGAGGAGGAGGAGGAGGACCAGGCAGAAGAUAAAGAGAGAGCAUGUGCAGAAAAAACACUUGCUGAGGAAAACAUCCACAGGCAGGACCACCAGGCUUUUAAUACUACAACGUCAUCGAUGAGUGUGGAAGUCAACAAACUGAUGCCAAAAAAUGAGAAUCUGCUUCCAGAUUCAGCCAUGUUAAAUAUCAAACAACCAAUCCAGGACCCUCUCACUGCUGUUGAAGAUACAUUCUCUGAUGUUGUAAAGUCAAGCCUUUCCAACUGUUUAGACCUGCAGAGUGACCUGCAGAAGGAGCCACCUUUGUUUUAUCCUGAUGGAAUAUUUCUGGCUGAGUUUGUGAAUAUAUGUAGCCUCGAUGAAGAUGAAGAUCAGGAUAAAUGACUACGCUCUUCUACUAUAUACAAGUCUAAUCAUGCAAAGGCAGGUCCUUGCAAUGCAAUAUUUUUAGCUUGUAUGGAUAAAAAAACAAGUAUUAAUAUACAUUAAACAUAGUAACUAAAUAACCUCAACCAUUUUAAAGAUGAAGAGGAAAUUUUUAUAAUCACACAGAAAAUAACAAUAAUAGUGAGAUGAAAAUAUGCAAUUUUAAUAUUUUUAUCACACACAACUGUGUUGAUAAAAGUUUUCAAGGUACCUCAAGAAAAAGUGUGUUUUAUUUAUAUGACAUGAUAUGAUUAUUCACAUCAUUGUUUACAUUCAGGAAAUGCUACAGAGAAUUUAACCUUAGCUACGGAGGAAUUGCUUCAGAAAAUAAUUUACAUGUUAUAUAUUAGACAUGAAAUGAAUGUAGUCAAAUGGACUGAAUAUUGAAAUGUGUAUUUCUGGAUAGUGUUCAUAAUACUCUGUUCAAUUAUACUUAUGUGUUUCUUCAGUUUCAGUAGGAAUAAGACUAAAUGUUUAAUAGUAAUCAAU